This is a messenger RNA of Drosophila yakuba, 5418 nucleotides long. It is a transcript of the gene pns, whose product is annotated as DENN domain-containing protein 5B. The coding region runs from base 307 to 4656 and encodes 1449 amino acids. The transcript is spliced from 15 exons. Lineage: Eukaryota; Metazoa; Arthropoda; Insecta; Diptera; Drosophilidae. Gene Ontology annotation, molecular function: small GTPase binding; guanyl-nucleotide exchange factor activity. The record is from RefSeq and is a predicted model, not a curated record.
GUCACUUUUCUUUGACUUUCUCCGACUUACACCGCCUGGUCACACUGAAGACCAAAGUAGUUUGUUUUUGCCAAAAAACUCAGGUCUGGUCUACUCCGCGAUAUUUGUUUGCCCAGCUGGUCUUUGUUGUUGACGGAAAUUGAUUGGUUGUGUAAAUUGGAAAGUGCACGAAAUCGCGAGCGCAUAACGGUACAUGUAUACACACACAAGCAGCACACGCACACACAUGGAGACAGUGCUUUUUGUUUGAUGUCCCAUUUGGCGGAUUAAAGACAAAGAGAGAGAGAAACGGAGGAGGAGGACGCGAUGACCACACGGGAGAAUGUGGUUGCCAGUCGCCUGUCCAAGCUGAUGCUCAGCAGUGGGAGUGGAAGUGGAAAUGGCAGCGGAAAUGGCCCCAACAUUCAGGUGGCUCCAUCCUCCACCCUGGUGCAAUCUCCCACCUCGCCCGGAGAGCAGUCCCAAUCCCAGUCCGAGUUGAACCAACUGAAGCGGGAUGCCGAUCCGCAAUUCUCGCGUUUCGCCGACUACUUUGUGAUAUGUGGACUGGACCUGGACACAGGUCUCGAGCCGGAUCGUUUUGCGGGGGACAACCUACAUUGCUCGCCGCUGGAUCGCGCCUACAAGAGCAAGCCCUUGGCUCACUAUCCCGAGAACGUGCCCUGGAACCCCUUCGAUGCCCACGGCAUUUGCAUGCUCUCACUACCGCAGGGCCUGCGCUUCCGCACCCAGAAACAUAGCAUCGAACCCCGCUUCCACUCGUUUGCCACGACACGAGAGGAUGGAAAGCGGUGCUAUGGGUUCAGCCUGGUGUUCUAUGAGGAAAUCCGUAACCGAAACAUUUGCGGGGCCAUUCACACGUUGCAGAGCAUGUUCAUCACGGAGCUCUCCAAUGGGCAGCAGACGCAUUCCCUUAGUCGGGUGAAACAGGAUGGCCCGGUCAGCCGAUCACUGCCUAGGCAUUUUAAGGUGGCCGGACAGGCGCCGCAGUCUGCACAAAGUUACUACGACAUCAACAAGGACAAGUUGUACGUGGCCAAGAGCAUUACACUGAUAUGUCAGGCUCCGUACGCCUUUGCCGCUCAGAUGUUUCUAAAGAAUCUGUACAGAUGUCUUCCUCGGCAGCCUGGUGCGGGCAUAAGCUUGGAGUCCUACGUUUACAAUAUACUCUACGAGGUUAUGCUGCCGCAACCGGGCAAGUCCAUCCGGGUUUACCUGCCGCCCACAGAGCCGCAUCUGCCACCCAUUGCUAUGAUUCUUCAGCGUCCGCUUCUGGCUACCGAGCUGCCCCUUCUCGACUUUCCGCUUAGGCUGCUUUUCAAGUACCUGGGUGUGGAGUGUGUCAUACAGCUGCUGACGUGCGUGCUUUUAGAGAAUCAGGUGCUGCUCCGGUCCACAGACUAUCAAAGACUUAUGAUCGUGGGUGAGUGCAUUACCUCGUUGCUGUUCCCGUUCGUAUGGCCGCACGUGUACGCUCCCAUUUUGCCGGCGGCCCUGCACCACUUUCUGGAUGCCCCAGUGCCCUUUGUAAUGGGAUUACAUGCUGAGUGUGAAGCGGCUCACAAGAUCGGUAGCGAGGCAACGCUCUGCUUCGUGGACAUUGACAAGAAGCACAUUCAGCUGCCCGAGGAGCUUCCAGUCUUUCCUCACAAGGUGGAUUUUAUGGCCGAGAUUGGUUCGGUGCUGGACAAGUUCGAGAUCGAGCGAGACCGUGACCAGGAGCCUAGUUUCCGAAACGGCUAUGUGGGUAGAGGAGCUGGAGGAGGAGUUUCCGGAUCUGGAAGUAGCGGUACUGGUGGUGUUGAUGCCAUGAUCUCCAGCUGCACCCUGCCCACCGGAUUACAGGCAGCACGGCGAACCAAGGAGCGCUUUCAGCAGAUGCAGGAGACCGUCUAUACUCUGUCAGGAUCGCCAGGCGGUGGCGUCGUUGAUUACCAGCCGCUCAUAGCGCAUCCAUCGCGAAUCGAUCAUGUGCCACGGAUCGCUGACUUUCUGCGUAGGAAGGGAGGUAUUAGGGGAGCUGGCUCUCCGGUGGGUAGUCCCACCGUCUCGCUCUCUUCCUCGCCGGUUGGCAUCUACCACGACGUAGACGCAGUGGACGCCACCAUGCCAGUCAGUACUCGUCCCGCAGAGAAACAAAAGCUAAGCCCUGUGGAUCAGUACUACCAGGACCUGCGCAUCAACAACUCGGUGCGGGAGAUCUUCCUCAACCGAUUCGUGCACAUGUUCCAUGCCUACGAGUACUUUGUUAUUUACCCAAAUCAAGCUCGGGACGAGUGGAUCUCAAACCGUGAGACUCUGCAGAACUUCGACAAAUCCUCGUUUCUGUCCGACCAGCCGGAGCAUCACCGCGCGUUUCUUUCGCGCUUCCUUGAAUCUCAGAUGUUUGCCACCCUCAUAGACAAUAAGAUCCUGGCUAUGUGGGAGUCGCAGCCCGAUGAACAGCUCCAGCUCUUCGACCAUCGCGUGAAAUUGCUGAGGCGACGACACGGGGAGAACAUGAUUGCCGCCACCAGCUACGAGCCGUGCGUGCUCAGCCAGGACUCGCAGCAGGGCUUCGAGAAGCGGCUCAACUGCAUCGACAUCGAAGUGACGCCUCCCAGCGAAAUUCUAUCCAACCGAGCGGCCUACUUCCGCAGCUUUCCGCUGCUCGAGAAGGGCGUGCUCAACCAGGAGUGCGCCUCGAGAGGCAACAGCCUGCGACGGGUGAAGAACGGCAACAAGUGGCGGGCCCGGGAGAUCUCGCUGGACCAGAAGCCCGGCUCGAAUGCCAUCAACCGACUCUCGGCGAACCUGACCACGGCGGACGUGAGUCCGGCUCUAAUAGCCCAGGCCAACUGGACGUUUGUGGAGCGACUGCUGAAGGAUAUUAAGUCCAAGACCAAGCGGAUGCUCUUGGAGAAAAUGGGUAAUGAGGCAGUGGCGCUGGGCCUCAAAGGCGACGGCAUUGAGGAGAACACCCUGAUAGCCAGCAUGUGCGAUUUGCUGGAGAAGAUCUGGUCGCACGGCCUGCAAAACAAGCAGGGAAAAUCCGCCCUGUGGGCCCAUCUGCAGGCCUAUCUCGAGAUGCAAGAGGCCCGAGGUGCUGGCGACAGUUCAGGAGCGGAGCAGACUCCACCCGUAUCCAGCAGUCCGGGCAGCAAGAUGACCAUAGCCACAGCAUCGCCUGCUCUGGCCUGGAACGCAAUGCGCAAGCGCAUGGACUAUCUCUCCACAUUCCAAACGGACUUCGACAGUCCGCCCAGCCCGAAUCGCAGUCGCUCGCGAGAUCGGAACAAAUUCGUGGGCCUAGAGCAGCUGUGCCCACUUCCCGAGUCCCUGGAGUUCGAUGUGAAAAAUGUACUGGCCAUGGCGGAUAUCAAGACGCAUAUUGGCUAUACCCGCGCUUGGGUUCGUCUGUCUCUAGAGAAGAAGCUGUUGUCCAGGCAUUUCCGUACCCUGCUCUCCGAUGAAGCUCUGCUGCGAUCUCUAUACAAGCGAUCGGCGUUCUUGCGCUGCGAGGAGGAGAAGGAGCAGUUUCUCUACCAUCUGCUCACUUUGAACACGGUGGACUACUUCAGCUUUACCAACAUUUACCCCACGACGAAGCUGCCCUACCGCGUCGUGAUCUUCCCCUCCCGCAAGUACGGCUCCUACCACACCUCCAGCAACGUCUGGAUCAUGGUCUCGGGCACCAUGAACGAGACACAACGGGUGCCCGUGCCGAAAGGCUCCUUGGAGUUCAUCUUCCAUUACAAGAACCUUGGCCUACUGACAACCAUGCGCAUUGGACACGACAACUCGGGACCCAGCCACAAGUGGCUGGUUGAGCAGGUGGUGAUGCGAAAUGAGGUCACCGGCCACACCUACAAAUUCCCCUGUGGACGCUGGCUGGGCCGUGGUGUGGAUGACGAUUCCACGGAGCGCCUGCUGGUAGGCCAACGCGUUUCGACAAAUGCGAAGAAUGCCGAGCUCGUUCCUGGAUCCGAUACUCGCACACCUCCUCGGACUCGUAGCCCAAGUGUGCAGCGCCAGGAGACACUGGCACCCUCGGAGAUUCAACACCAGCUGGGCAACUGCGUCAACGUGCUGGUCAAAUGGCAUUACAAACCCAGCCGGGAUCGGGAUGUGGGCACACUGACCAACCUGCUGUGCGGAGACGAUGGACUGGUCAAGUGCCUGGAGCAGGUCUUCCUCUGCGGCUUCCGGUCGGCGCGUUUCUUUGGACGAAAUCUGUACAUCUGGGACUAUUUCACCAAAAUCAAGGAGCUGUUUGAACAAAAUCUGCAGAUGGAGCUGGAGGACUCAUCCUCCAGCUUGGACUCCUCGUUUAGCAAUGGAAGCGGAGGAGGAGGAAACAGCCUGCAACGCCGAGAAAUCUCCAGCAUCUGGCGUCUGUACGUACAGCUUAUGGACGAGAUCAACGGAACAGCCCUUGGCAAGGACGGCAAGUUCCAGCUGCUGAUCUGCCUGAGUCUGCGGGAGCACCUGCUGACGCGGCUGAUAAAGCCUAUGGCUCUGACCAAAGUAACGCACGAGAUGUACGAGGAGGAGAGCUUCCUUCGGCGUCGCAACCUACUCACCUUUCUCAUUCAAAUCCUGGAGCCUCUGGACGACUGCCACAUCGUGCUGGAAAAUUCAAUCACACAGGGCAUUCGCAUCGCGUCCCAAUGCUGAGGACCGGAUGCGUCGCUCGCACUGCAAUACUCAUGCCACAUCUCACCCACGGACAUUUGCAACCAGUGACCUAGAGAAUACUCACAUACAUAUGCUCUUGAGGAAUCUCGGAACUCUCGAAUUCGUUGUUAGCUUUUAAUACGAAGCGGAGGAACUCGUUCCCCUUAUUACACCUAUUUCUAAUCCUAAUUAUAAUCCCAAGCCUAGCCACUAACCACUUGCCAUUCGACCCGACAGCUUGCCAAGAAACCAAGUCAAACGCUGAACGUUUUAGGGGGAUGGAUGGAUGGAUGCCAGUCCCGGGAACACUGAAGCCAAAGUUGAACAAAAUUCCUUGUCAUCGACGCAAUCGAAUUUUAAAGACAUUUACUGUGCAAUUAAGAAGUUUACUAUAACAAAUUCUAAAAUGUUGUUCAAAAAUCUACAUAUAUUUGAAACGUAUGCGUGUGUGUAGCUUAGUAGAUAAGAUCCCAAUCCAAAACCGAAUCCAGUCAAUUCUCCUGAGUUCCAUUUUCAACGAUAGCUCUUAAUUUAGUUGAUUUACCAAAGAAUCUUUGUUUUUUAUUACGACCAACUUAUGGCGUAUAUUUUGUAUAUUAGUAUAUUUUGGUACUUGAGGAGUGAGUGAAAUGAGAUUAACCCAAAGGUGUUUAUGUUAUAAUCAAGCUUUAUUUUUACACUUUAGCCAAACACGUUUGCAGACACUACCUUAAGACCCUGAAAGUCAAUAAAUACGCAAAUGACAUUUAUGAUUACAUCAAA